AGAGCGCCGGGGCCCCCCAGGGUGUCCAGCAGGCGAUGCCGGGCACCGGCAGCCCCCGGUACCGGGGCUCGGCUGGGGGCCAGUGGGUCUCUGUUACAACCCCGGCGGGAGAGUGUGAGAGGGGGCGGCCCCAGGCUGUGUCCGGUGCCGGUUUCAGUGGCACUCCCGGUGCUGCUGCGGUGGCGCUGCCCACAGUCACGGUUCGCGGUGCCGGUGCCGUUCCCAGCGCCUGCUCCAUUCCCGGUGCCGAUAACGUUUCCGGUGCCGAUAACAUUUCGAGGUGGCCCGACACCUCGCUCCCUUUCCCGCUGCCCGUUCCCGUGCGCAGUGCCUGCUCCAUUCCCGGCGCCUGCUUGCUCGCGGAGCGCCGUUCCCGCGGCCUUGGCCGUGCCCGGUGCCGGUGCGUGCCGCCGGUGCCCGGUGCGGCCCCGCCCCGCGCCGCCCAGCCAUUGCGGGCAGGCCCCGCGCUGCGGCCCGCUCCGUCCGCCCCGGCGGCCCCGGGGACAUGGUGCCGGGAUGGCCCGGCCCGCCGAGACCUUCCCGCUGCACCGGCUCGUCUGGCACAACCGGCACCAGGCGCUGGACAGCGCCCUGCGCGCGGGGACGCACGACGUGGAGCUGACAGACCCGCGUGGCCGGACGCCCCUGGAGCUGGCCGUGUCCCUGGGCCACCUGGAGUCGGUGCGGGUGCUGCUGCGGCACAACGCCAAUGUGGGCCGGGAGAACGCCAAUGGAUGGACGGUGCUGCAGGAGGCGGUGAGCACGGGGGACCCCGAGAUGGUGCAGCUGGUGCUCCAGUACCGUGACUACCAGCGGGCGACGCGGCGCCUCGCUGGCAUCCCCGAGCUGCUCAGCAAACUGCGGCGGGCAUCCGACUUCUACGUGGAGAUGAAGUGGGAGUUCACGAGCUGGGUGCCCCUGGUGUCCAAGGUGUGUCCCAGCGACGUGUACCGCGUGUGGAAGCGUGGCGAGAGCCUGCGGGUGGACACCACCCUGCUGGGCUUCGAGCACAUGACGUGGCAGCGCGGCCGCCGCAGCUACAUCUUCAAGGGGGAAGACGAGGGGGCCGUGGUGAUGGAGGUGGACCACGACAAGCAGGUGGUGUACACGGAGACGCUGGCGCUGGCCCUGCACGAGCCCGAGCUGCUGCUGGCGGCCAUGCAGCCCACCGAGGAGCACGUGGCCGGCCGGCUCACCUCGCCCAUCGUGUCCACACACCUGGACACGCGGAACAUCGCCUUCGAGAGGAACAAGUCUGGGAUCUGGGGCUGGCGCUCGGAGAAGAUGGAGGUGGUCAGCGGCUACGAGGCCAAGGUGUACAGUGCCAGCAACGUGGAGCUGGUCACCAAGACCAGGACGGAGCAUCUCUCCGACCAGGACAAGUCACGCAGCAAAGGCUCCAAGACCCCCUUCCACUCCUUCCUGGGCAUCGCGCAGCAGCACGGCACCCACAACGGGGCACCCGUCCUGCAGGCUGCCAGCCCCACCAACCCCACGGCCAUCACCCCCGAGGAGUACUUUGACCCCCACUUUGACCUGGAGACCCGCAACAUCGGGCGCCCCAUCGAGAUGUCCAGCAAGGUGCAGAGGUUCAAGGCGACGCUGUGGCUGUGCGAGCAGCACCCGCUGUCGCUGGCGGAGCAGGUGACGCCCAUCAUCGACCUCAUGGCCAUCUCCAACGCCCACUUCGCCAAACUGCGCGACUUCAUCACCCUCAAGCUGCCCCCUGGCUUCCCCGUCAAGAUCGAGAUCCCCCUGUUCCACGUGCUCAACGCCCGCAUCACCUUCAGCAACCUGUGCGGCUGUGACCAGCCCCUGGGCUCCGUGCGGAUCUGCGCCCCCCAGGAGCCCCCCGGCGCCCACCCCCCUGGCACCCAGCCCUCUGGGCCCAGAGCGUGGCCGUUCCCAUGCGAGGUGGAGGCGGGCGUGUUCGAGGUGCCGGCGGGGUACACGGUGCUGGGCGCGGGGCGCAGCGAGCCCCUGCGGGACGAGGACGACGACCUGCUGCAGUUCGCCAUCCAGCAGAGCCUGCUGGACGCCGGCACUGAGACCGACCAGGUGACCAUCUGGGAGGCGCUGACCAACACCCGCCCCGGCGCCGAGCCGCCGCCCUACGAUGAGGACCUGCAGCUGGAAAGGGCGCUGCAGGAGAGCAUGCUGCUGCAGGCCGGGCCCAGCGCCGAGCCCCCGGCCCCCGGGAGCCCCCCCGGGGCGGGCGGCGGGAGCCCCCCGGGCCCCCCCGGGUACGGCAGCUUCGCGGAGCAGCUGCGCCUGGCCAUGGCGCUGUCGGAGCGGGAGCAGGAGGAGCGGGAGCGGCGGCGGCGGGAGGAGGACGAGGAGCUCCAGCGCAUCCUGCGCCUCUCCCUCACCGAGAAGUAGCGCCCCGGGGCGCUCCACGCCGGCACGGGGACAUCCCACGCAGGGACAGGGGUGUCCCAUGUGGGGUCACCCCACGCACGGACGCAGAUGUCCCGCGUGGGGACACCCCUUGCAGGGAUAGGGACACCCCAGGCAGGGGACACCCUGGUGUGGGUGCUGUCCCCCACCGGGAUGCCCCAGCGCGGGCACAGCCCUGCCUGGGGAGCAGCCGGUGCCGGGAUGGCCCCCCCGUGGUGGGGACCCCCCUGAUGUGGGUACAGCCCCCCACAGGGGAUUUGAUCCAGGGAUCCUCCUAGCCCCGGGACCCCCCAAUUCAGGGCUCUUCUCCCACCAGGCUCAAACCUCAGCCCAGGGACCCUCACCUGGGGACCGCCCCUCCAGGGAUAGCCCUGUGCCCAGGACCCCUCCCUAGGGAUCCCCCUCCUCUUUGGUGUUGUGACCCCAUGGGGGGCAGGACGGACCCGGGGGUCCCCGUGGGAUGCAGGUGACCCCCGUUUUAAGGCACUGCAGUGGGGGGGGGGGGGGGGGUGUUUCUGUAGGACACGAAACAGCACGACGCGGACACGCUGCUGCUCUCAAGGUAGAAAAGGGAAGUUUAUUUUCUGACUCCAACAUCUGUAGGUUUCCAGAGGUGGCAGUGGGUUGGAGGGUGACAGUGCCACCUCUCCAAUGAUGCUGGACAAACCAACAGUCCAUCAAAUUUCUCCUCCUCCAUAAAAGAACGGAAAAUAAUAAGUUGUUUACAGAAAGUGUGAGAGAAAGUUUGCUACAAGAACGUAAACAUCAGAAGGCUUAGAAAAUCUUAGAAAAAUCAGGGCGACAGGGGAGACUGCUGGGGGACCCCCAGGCCUCGUCCUUUGGGGCAGUGGGGGGGCAGGGGGGCCCCGAAUGUCUGUACAUA
Messenger RNA from Passer montanus (Eurasian tree sparrow), 3280 nucleotides. It is a transcript of the gene ANKRD13D, whose product is annotated as ankyrin repeat domain 13D. The coding region runs from base 517 to 2379 and encodes 620 amino acids. Gene Ontology annotation, molecular function: protein binding. The transcript has 15 exons. NCBI's taxonomy places the organism in Eukaryota, Metazoa, Chordata, Aves, Passeriformes, Passeridae. Gene Ontology annotation, cellular component: cytoplasm. The record is from RefSeq and is a predicted model, not a curated record.